AUGGGUCAGCAAGGCUCUAAGGGGCCUAAAAUCACGGCGCAAGAUCGUGCCAUUCUGGACCUGAAGCUUCAACGCGACAAAAUCAAGCAAUAUCAGAAGAAGCUGUCCAUAGGUACCGAGCGCGAAAAUGCUUUGGCCAAGGAAGCUCUCGCUCGAGGUGACCGGGAUAAGGCACGAACGGCGCUGCGGCGCCGAAAGUAUCAAGAGUCGCUUCUGAGCAAGACAGAUGGCCAGCUUGAGACGCUUGAGGGCCUAGUCUCGACAAUCGAGUUCGCCCAGAUCGAGCAAGCCGUCUUGCACGGCCUCAAGCAAGGCAAUGAGGUCCUGAAGGACAUACAUAGAGUCAUGAAGAUUGAAUCCGUCGAGAAGCUCAUGGAGGAAACUGCUGAGGCGCAGGCCGCCCAAAGAGAAAUCGACGAAAUGCUCUCCUCUCAAAUGACGGCCGAAGAGGAAGAAGCAGUUAUGAAGGAGCUUGAGGAGAUUGAGAAAGAGCAACAAGCACUGAUGCUGCAGGAGGAAGGCGACGAGGAUGCCGUCCUGUUGCCAAGUGCCCCAAAGACCAAGCUUAUACAGCAAGAGUCGCAGCAACAAGAGCCUGCACCCGUUCGGGAACGAGCACAAGAGAGGCAGCAGCCAGAAGCAGUGCUUGCAUGA
Messenger RNA from Tilletiaria anomala UBC 951, 654 nucleotides. RefSeq names its product Snf7-domain-containing protein. The record is from RefSeq and is a predicted model, not a curated record. The transcript is spliced from 6 exons. Gene Ontology annotation, cellular component: ESCRT III complex; multivesicular body. Bases 1 to 654 code for a protein of 217 amino acids. NCBI's taxonomy places the organism in Eukaryota, Fungi, Basidiomycota, Exobasidiomycetes, Georgefischeriales, Tilletiariaceae. Gene Ontology annotation, biological process: late endosome to vacuole transport via multivesicular body sorting pathway; vesicle budding from membrane.